AUUAAUACCGCCUCGCCGGGAGAUGCGGGCGUGCUGAGCUCGGGGAUUGGCCUCGGGCACCGUCGGCCAUCCCCUUCAAUUUUAAAUACACGUUCCUCUUACCUCCGAGGGGGACAGAAACAAAUAAAAGAAGAGGAAGAAACGCCGUCAAAUUUCCUCCAAAACCAGCCCGUCCAGGCAAUCGGGUUUGGGUUAGAGGGAGACGGAGUGGUUGCAAAUUCUUCCAAGGCAGGAUCCAGGUACCCAGAAGGAAGGAACGCCGCGGGCUGCAGGGCUGGGGGCGCAUCCCCUUCCAGCUCCCGGAGGACCCCCAGAAGCUGUGGUCGGGGAAAUCGGAGACCAUUGAUCUUGCCCCGGUCCCUGCCUGCAUUUCUCCCUUUUUUCCGGAGGACAACCUGGAACACCAGCGAGCGGCGACAGCAUGAGCCUGUGCUGACCUCCGGCCGGCCGGCCAAGCCCUGGGCUUUGUCGUGGUACCUGCGCCCGGCUCGCGCCGCAACUCUGCGCCCAGCUUUUGCAAUCUUUUGUUGGCAGCGCUGACCGCUCUAAGUUAAAUGCUCCCUGGCAUUUUUGUGUGUGUGUGUGUCUGUUUGUUUAAUUUUGGGAGAGCUCUUGCGAUCUUGGAAAAGCCUCAGACGCCAUCUACAGUUAAAUCGUAGAUAACUACCCUCUCCGGCACCCCCCCUUCCACGCCCCCCACCCUUUCCACCAAAAAAGGGGGUGCAGCGCGGAUUCCGUCUGCCGCGCGGCGCGAGCCGGUAGACCCGUGCCGAUUUCCUUUUUCUUUUUGUUGGGUUUCCGAGGCGUGGAGAGCAAGCCGCCGCGGUGCGCGCCCCGAAGACCGCACAGACUAGAGCAGGGCUCCUCCGCCCGGUCUGCGAGUCUGAAGCCUGCGUGGGGAUCGCUCCGGGGGACCCGGUGCUGCAGCUCCCGCUUUAGCAAUCCGACUCCUCGUCUACAUCCACGUUGGAGAGAGAGGGGGAAAGAGAGAGAAACUAAAAGUGCGGAGAUCCUGCACCUCGCUGGCUGCUGUGGGUUAACAAAAGGACCCGAGCCGCUGCCGACCGAGUACCCCCGGGAGCCGCGCUCGGAGCAGACCAGGUGCCCGGCGGCGCCCAUUUGAGGCUGCUAACUCUUUCUCCGCGUCCCCCCUUCUCGUCCCCUCCCCUCGCGUCCCCUUUUAAAAUCCGUGGCACCGAGGCGCCUGCAGCCGCACUCGCCAGCGACUCAUCCCUCCAGCGGGUUUUUUUGUUGGUCGUGUGCGAUCCCCACACUCAUGAACAUACACAGGUCCACCCCCAUCACCAUAGCGAGAUAUGGGAGAUCGCGGAACAAAACCCAGGAUUUCGAAGAGUUGUCGUCUAUAAGGUCCGCCGAGCCCAGCCAGAGUUUCAGCCCGAACCUCGGCUCUCCGAGCCCGCCCGAGACUCCGAACUUGUCGCAUUGCGUUUCUUGCAUCGGGAAAUACUUAUUGUUGGAACCUCUGGAGGGAGACCACGUUUUCCGAGCGGUGCAUCUGCACAGUGGAGAGGAGCUGGUGUGCAAGGUGUUUGAUAUCAGCUGCUACCAGGAGUCCCUGGCCCCAUGCUUUUGCCUGUCUGCCCACAGCAACAUCAACCAAAUCACCGAAAUUAUCCUGGGGGAGACCAAAGCCUAUGUGUUCUUUGAACGAAGCUAUGGGGACAUGCAUUCCUUUGUGCGCACGUGCAAGAAGCUGAGGGAGGAGGAGGCGGCCAGACUGUUCUACCAGAUCGCCUCUGCCGUGGCCCAUUGCCACGACGGGGGGCUGGUGCUGCGCGACCUCAAGCUGCGGAAGUUCAUCUUCAAAGACGAAGAAAGGACCCGGGUCAAGCUGGAAAGCCUGGAAGAUGCCUACAUUCUGCGGGGAGACGACGACUCCCUCUCUGAUAAGCACGGCUGCCCGGCUUACGUGAGCCCCGAGAUCCUGAACACUAGUGGCAGCUACUCGGGCAAAGCGGCCGAUGUGUGGAGCCUGGGCGUGAUGCUGUACACCAUGUUGGUGGGGCGGUACCCCUUCCAUGACAUUGAGCCCAGCUCCCUCUUCAGCAAGAUCCGGCGUGGCCAGUUCAACAUUCCAGAGACCCUGUCGCCCAAGGCCAAGUGCCUCAUCCGGAGCAUCCUGCGGCGGGAGCCCUCGGAGCGGCUGACCUCGCAGGAAAUUCUGGACCAUCCUUGGUUUUCUACAGAUUUUAGCGUCUCGAAUUCAGGAUACGGUGCUAAGGAGGUGUCGGAUCAGCUGGUGCCGGACGUCAACAUGGAGGAGAACUUGGACCCGUUCUUUAACUGAGCUCACCCCCCCACCCCCCGAGACUGAGCUGGUGCCAGGAGUGGCAGAGGGCAGUGGAAAGGGGUCCUGCCAGGGACACAUGUCACCUGGCUUGGUGGAGGAGACACUCACAGGUUUCUUGGUUCAAAGAAGGAAAACCUUCAAGGAGCUGAUGGAACAUGUCGCACGGGGGGCCAGAGGUGUGGGGCGGGGUCAGGCUCAGGGGUCGGGUCAGGGGGUGGGAGCCCCCUGGAGUUUCUCCUCCCCAAUGUGGCCCCAGGGACCACCCUGUCAGUUGGCUCCGCCCACUUUGCAUUUCCUUCAGAAGUAGUCACAGGUCCCCACAGAAUCAACCUCUGCCUCAAACAGCAUCUUGGCAUUGCACUGUUAGCAUUUAACUCCUUGUCGUGAUUCAGGGAAGGUACAACCGGCCAAGGGUUUCUUUUCCUUUUUCGUUUUGGUUUUGUUUUUGUUUUCUUGCGAAACAAGCCAACCACCUAUCUGGUAAUUACCGUUCACUUCAAAAACAAUUCGGUGCACACAGACUGACCUGAGACCUGGGUGCUACGCUACAGAAAAUCAAAGUCCAGUGUGUGUGUCUUAAUCGCUCUCUCCGACUCAUUUCUUCUAAAGAAACGAUCUCAUGUGCCGGGCAGGAAAUGACAUGUUCAUUCUGUGCUCCCUGAAGGGGGGGAAAAAAUAAUCGGUCCUUUAAUAAGCUAUUCUGUUUUGCGUCGAUUGGUUUGUGGCAGGAAGCUAUUAGAAGUCAAACUUCCAGAUGCAUUACUGCUAUCAUAGUUUAAAGAAAGAAAGAAAGAAAGAAAAAGGAAGGAGAAGAGGCGUUCGACUCCCCAGUGUUUCUCUUCUGAACGAGGAGGUUUCCCUGACAGGCGUUCCUGGUGGUGGCUGUGGGGUCUGAAACCCGGGCUCUCAACGAAACCUUUUUAUCUUUGUUUCAUUGGAGGCUAGUGGGGCAAAGCAUGUUAUACAUGUUGUCCAACAUGUAUAAAAUACAGGGCAGCUUCUUCGUUUUCUUUACGAAUGAUCCGUGUGGCUUGGAAGGCCCUCUGCUUUGGACAAAAACCCUCGGUAGAGACAAGUGGGAAAGAAAAUCGGCUGAAAGCUAGGGUGAUAUAAAUAAAAACAGCUCUCUAUCCCAAUACGCACCUUUGUAUCAUCAAGAACUCUUCUAUUUAUUAAGGAAAAUGUCACAUUGUGAUGUAUUAAGCCAGUACUUCAAUUACGGGUUGACUUGGGAUGACAUGUUACAUGCUGUCGUUAACAUUUAUAUAUAUAUAUAUAUUUUUUUUUUUCUUGUUUGAGUAUUUCUGUCCCUGAAAUAACCUUUCCUUUGCCUUUUCUAGAUAGCUUUAUUUGAUUUUGAGUGGCCAAUGU
Messenger RNA from Molossus molossus (Pallas's mastiff bat), 3682 nucleotides. It is a transcript of the gene TRIB2, whose product is annotated as tribbles pseudokinase 2. The transcript is spliced from 3 exons. The record is from RefSeq and is a predicted model, not a curated record. Gene Ontology annotation, molecular function: mitogen-activated protein kinase kinase binding; protein kinase activity; ATP binding. NCBI's taxonomy places the organism in Eukaryota, Metazoa, Chordata, Mammalia, Chiroptera, Molossidae. Gene Ontology annotation, biological process: protein phosphorylation; positive regulation of proteasomal ubiquitin-dependent protein catabolic process; regulation of MAP kinase activity. The coding region runs from base 1277 to 2308 and encodes 343 amino acids. Gene Ontology annotation, cellular component: nucleus.